Molecule: messenger RNA, 753 nt
Organism: Adineta ricciae
Lineage: Eukaryota; Metazoa; Rotifera; Eurotatoria; Adinetida; Adinetidae
Source: the annotation of a GenBank genome assembly
AUGGGUGGAAAAUUAAGUGUGCAUAACGAUUGCUUGGAAAAUUUUGAUAUUCAACAAAUAAGCAUUUUUACUCCUGGCCAAGGAAUUCUCCUACAACGUUUAGAACCGAAAAACCAUAGAGAAUUCCAAUUUAAUCAGGAUCUAGCGUAUGGAUCCUGGUAUGAUAUUCAAAUUAUUGGAUUUCCAAAAGAACCUCAACUAAAAGAAGAAAAACCUACACGAUAUCUGGUAAAAGGCAUCUAUCUUAGUUCCGGCAAAAUAGUCAAAAUUAGUGAGUUAAUAGAUGAAAAAAAUCUAGAUUUGGCAGGUAGUUGGCACUGUGGCAGUUGCAAUAAAGAGAACUUUGGAAGUGUAGCGAUUUGUGAAUUUUGUUUCACAAAUAAGGCGCACAAAAUCAUUUCAGGUUUAUCAUAUAUACCUGUUCUUGGUACUCCAUUUUCUGUCGCAAAUGCUGUGCUACAAUGUGGAAAAGCAGCACGAUCAAAUACAAAUGGUGACAUGACUGAUGCUGCUAUUAGUACAACAUCUGCUGUAAUCGAUGUCGUUACAGCUCCAUUGAUUAUUGGCUCAUUCGUCACUAAAGCUGCUGAAACAGCUGCUCAAGCUGGCGUUAAACUAACAGCGAACACUGUAUUACGUGAAGGAGCCAAACCAAUCUUAACUGCAGGUCUAGAGGCAGCUAAAACAGCGGUUAUAAUCAAUGCUAAAAAAGCAGAGAUCGAACGCUCAAUCAGAAAUCGCUUAGAUAAUUAA